AACAUUCACAACCGAAAGUAGUCGAAAGUAGUUAUGUGGACGAUGUUUAACCGAUAAAUCAGACCUUAUAGGUUGUUAUAGAUCAUUAUGGAUAUUCUACUUUAUUCUCUUCAGAUAAACAAACAAUAUUCUUCACAGUUCGUUCAGCAAACCUCAUCAAUGACUCACCUCCACCUGCUGAAGGUGCUUAAACGCUUGUUGUUUCCUAUAGUGAUCCUCGGGACAUCUUAAGACGAAAGUGAUGGCUGAGUCAAGAAUGACAGAGUCACCGCACCUUAGGAUUGUCCUGUUAGGCAAGACAGGCGUUGGGAAGAGUGCAUCAGGGAACAGCAUCCUGGGAAGAAAAGCGUUUCUGUCCAAACGGAGUUUAGUCUCUGUGACAAAAGAUUGUGCGGAAGAAAUGUGCGUAAUUAAUGGUCGUAAUAUCUCUGUGGUGGACACUGUGGGUAUUUUCAGCACUAACAGCUCUGGUGGACUGAUUGAGGCAGAGUGCAAGCGGGCCAUGGAAUCUCCUGUCCCCUGUAUUUUCCUUGUGGUAAUAAAAGUGGACAGGUUCACAAAGGAAGAGCAAGAAGCCGUGGAGAGAAUUGAAGACAUAGUUGGUAAAGAGGGAAUGGAAAGAAGCUGUAUCCUUUUGACACACGGUGACAUGGCAGAUGAGCUGACAGUGGAUGAAAUGAUUCAAGAAGAAGGAGCUGAAGACUUCCGUGAAGCAGUGAUGAAAUUCCAGGGGAGGUGCUCUCUGUUCAACAAUAAGAUUGAGAGUCGUGAUCAGGUUGACAAUCUCCUGACCAAACUAGAACCACUCCAAAGACUGGUGAGUACUGUAACAUGUUGUUCCUUGUUUUACAAAUUAGCUUUUUCUUCUUCAUCAGCUUCCAACAUGAAUUCAGAAAACACCACGGAGAGCUCAGCUGAGAGAAGAAUUGUGUUACUGGGCAGAAGUGGAGUUGGGAAGAGUGCAUCAGGAAACACCAUUUUGGGUCUGAGAGGAUCAGAGCAGUUCAGGUCUGACUGUAGCUUUAACUCAGUAACAGAAAAAAGCGAGGCCAAAUCAGCAGUAGUGGCAGGAAGGGAAGUCAAGGUGAUAGACACACCUGGCCUCUCCAAGGGGAAACACACUCAUCGGCAUGUGUUUAAUGAGAUGAUGAAGAGUUGCCUGCUCGCUGAAGAGGGGCUGCAUGCUUUUGUCUUAGUGAUUGAACUGGGCAGGUUUGAAAAGAAUGAUGAUGAUGAGAUCAUUUACUUACUCAAAAAGGCAUUUGGUAAGGAGGCCUUAAAAUAUGCAGUGGUUCUUUUCACACGUGGUGAUAGACUCAGCAGCCAAAACAUUGAACAAAAUAUACAGGCAAACGAGGAUCUUAAAAAUCUUGUGGAAAUGUGUGGUGGCAGAUACUGUAUCUUCAACAACACAUCCAUGAACAACGAACGGCAGGUUAGGGAGUUGUUUACCAAGGUAGAUGAGAUGGUACAAGUCAAUGGUGCUACAGCCUAUGUUGGUGAGAUUGUCGGCAUAGCGCGCACUAUCAUGCGAGAACAAAGAGAGACCACUACAGAUAACAGCGAUAGGCGGAGUACUGCCUGGAGACGCUUUUGCGACUGGUUGCGCGCCAUCUGGGUAGCAAUGCGUGAAUCUUUUACACGUUUUUUGGAAAACACCAUCAUCCUUGCCGGAACAUUUCCCCACAAACCUGCCCACAAUUACAGCGAUCUUUCACAAACGCGCUAAUUCACAGGUCAUUUUAAUCAUCUGGAAAUAUUUACAGACAAUUGAGGAUACAUUUUAAAGGUUAUUUUCGAGGUACCCAUGUUGCUCUAGAUACUUGUUAGUGGAUAGAACAAAAUAUGGGGCGGCAGGGUAGCCUAGUGGUUAGAGAGUUCGACUAGUAACCGCAAGGUUGCAAGUUCAAAUCCCAGCGCUGACAAAUCUAUUGUUCUGCCCCUGAACAGGCAGUUAACCUGCCGUCAUUGUAAAUAAGAAUUUGUUCUUAACUGACUUGCCUAGUUAAAGGUAAAAAAAAUUAAAUAUAAGAGUUGUACAAAUUUUGCUGCAGGACUAGACUACCAGGGCAGUUGUAAUCGGAGAUUGCAGGACUAUCAGGGCAGGUGUAAUCGGGAGGGAUUAGAUGUGGAGAAGGAUGCGACUGAACAAACUAUCACGUGUUAAUGUGUAAGAAUGAAUGACAUCACACAUCCCUCAAAUAAUCUGUCUCAUUUAUUAAUAACAGAGGUGUUCCAAGGUGUUCAGAGUGCCAAGGUGUUCCAUCUCAUUUAUUAACAGGGGGCCAAAGUGUUCCAUCUCAUUUUUUAACAGAGGGCCAAGGUGUUCCAUCUAAUUUAUUAACAGAGGGCCAAGGUGUUCCAUCUAAUUUAUUAACAGAGGGCCAAGGUGUUCCAUCUAAUUUAUUAACAGAGUGCCAAGGUGUUCCAUCUCAUUUAUUAACAGAGUACCAAGGUGUUCCAUCUCAUUUAUUAACAGAGGGCCAAGGUGUUCCAUCUCAUUUAUUAACAGAGGGCCAAGGUGUUCCAUCUCAUUUAUUAACAGA
This is a messenger RNA of Oncorhynchus nerka (sockeye salmon), 2546 nucleotides long. RefSeq names its product GTPase IMAP family member 8-like. The transcript has 3 exons. The coding region runs from base 242 to 1729 and encodes 495 amino acids. Gene Ontology annotation, molecular function: GTP binding. The record is from RefSeq and is a predicted model, not a curated record. NCBI's taxonomy places the organism in Eukaryota, Metazoa, Chordata, Actinopteri, Salmoniformes, Salmonidae.